CAAGAUGUAGUUUUGGAUCCCAUGAAAGCUGUUAAUGAUGCUGUAGAGGGAAUGUCCAACAUGUUCUAUGAGGCUCAAGAAUGUGCAUUUGCUCCUCAUUUGAGUCUGGACCACAUGAAUGCUGUCAAAGAUGUAAAAGACUUAUUUGUGGACUUCCUCUCUGAUGAUGACGGAAACUUUUACCUGAGCUACAUUGACCCGGUGAUUAUUGGCAGAGGUGUGUUCAAUGUCACCAAUAACUCUAUAUGUGGAGUCGUGGGUUACAUACAAGGCACACUCUGUGUUCUAUUGGAUGCCAUAUUGGAUAUCUUGCAGGCCCUUCUCCAUGCAGUGAACAUCAAUGCAGUAGACAUAGUGCAUGUUAUCACUGACUGUACAAGUUCUACUGGAACCUACAUUUGGGACCUGCUGCCAGGUAUCCCUCAAGAAGUGAACAUCGAUCCCAUACUGGUUCUCAGAAGAAUGUUUGGGAUUGUCAUUGAGCAGAAGAACAUGCUUGUGGACUAUGUCUCCAACUUGCUAAUAGGCGAUCAAGGGGCCAUUCCUGUGAUGAACUUUGACCCUAUGAAAGUGGUCACAGAUGCAGUGCUUGAGAUUGCAGAUGGGAAAAACAUGUUCAUGGAUUAUCUGUCCAACAUGCUUAAGGAUGAUAAAGAUGAACCUAGUACUAUACCAGCAUCUGUGAUGCAUGUGAUAAGGAAGAAAGGACAGUUUUUGCCACCCCUGGAAAAAGUUCUCAGACAAUCCAAGGAGAGGCAAGCAAGAGAAGAAGUAGUAGAAGAGGUAGAAGUGGUCCUUAAAGCGAUGAGGGAUGCACAAUCCAUGAAAGAGGUAGAAAAUAAGAAAUUGGAGGACAAGACGGAAAAGAAAGAGGAGCAGGCCGAGGAAAAAGCAAAGCCUGAGGCAAUGCCCAGUGUGAAGAAAGCAGAGAAGACAGGACCCAAAGAAGAAGAGCCAAAAAAGAAGACUGCCAGAGAGGAGAAAGAGAUGAAAAAGGAGACAAAACAUUUGAAGAAGAAAGUCAUCCAUGACUUCUUCAACAAGAAAGUUGUGGUGGAACCCAAAAAGAAGGUGGACAAAAAGGUGAAGGAGACAAAGAAGGAUGUUCAGUCAACUCUUUGGAAAUCUGAUGAUGAUUCCAAGAACCCUGUCAAGGUGGUGAAGACAGACGAGUCCACCAUGAAAAAAGAACAUAUUGAUGUUAAAAAAGAAGGUAAAAAGAAAACUGUCAAAGAGGUUAAGGAAGAAAAGACAGCUAAACUACCAGACAUAAAAGUAAAGGUAAAAAAAACAGAACUUGAGGUUCUAAAGGAGCAGGCUAAGCUGGUGAAUGUUAAGAAAGAGCCCAAGGACGCUAAGGAGCAAGCCAAACCAGAACCUACAAAAAAAGAAUCUGAAGUUCCCAAAGAAAAAAACAAAGCAGCUACAUCAAAGAAAGAUACUGGAGCAAAAGAAGAGGCCAAACUAACUCCAGCAAAGAAAGAUGAUGCAGUUAUUAAAGAAAAGGUGAAAACAGCCCCUGCAAAGAAAGAAUCUGAAGAUCCCAAAGAAAAAACCAAUGCAGCUACAUCAAAGAAAGAUGGUGAAACAAAAGAAAAGGGCAAACUAGCUCCAGAAAAGAAAGGGAAAGCCAAACCAACUCCUGCAAAUGAAGAUGUUGCAGUUAUUAAAGAAAAGGUGAAAUCAGCACCUGCAAAGAAAGAAUCUGAAGUUCACAAAGAAAAUGCCAAAGCAGCUUCCUCAAAGAAAGAGUCCAAGGAAACCAAGGAACAAGCCAAACCAGAACCUGCAAUAAAAGACAGUGAAGUUCCCAAGGAACAGACCAAAGCAGCAACAUCAAAGAAAGAUGCUGAAGCAAAAGAAAAGGCCAAAUUAACUCCAGAAAAGAAAGAUGCUGCAGUUAUUAAAGAAAAGGACAAAUCAGCCCCUGCAAAGAAAGAUGCUGCAGUUAAAGAAAAGGUGAAAUCAGCCACUGCAAAAAAAGCUGAAAUUCACAAAGAAAACGCCAAAGGAGCUUCAUCAAAGAAUGAGUCCAAGGAAACUAAGGAACAAGCCAAAUCAGAGCCUUCAAAAGAAGAUGCUGAAGCAAAAGAAAAGGCCAAAUUAACUCCAGAAAAGAAAGAUGCUGCAGUUAUUAAAGAAAAGGACAAAUCAGCCCCUGCAAAGAAAGCUGAUAUUCACAAAGAAAAUGCCAAAGCAGCUUCAUCAAAGAAUGAGUCCAAGGAAACUAAGGAACAAGCAAAAUCAGAGCCUUCAAAAGAAGAUGCUGAAGCAAAAGAAAAGGCCAAAUUAACUCCAGAAAAGAAAGAUGCUGCAGUUAUUAAAGAAAAGGACAAAUCAGCCCCUGCAAAGAAAGGUAAGAAUGUGGUUAGUAUGUAA
Messenger RNA from Oncorhynchus masou masou (cherry salmon), 2379 nucleotides. Its product is annotated as neurofilament heavy polypeptide-like. Gene Ontology annotation, cellular component: membrane; sarcoplasmic reticulum. NCBI's taxonomy places the organism in Eukaryota, Metazoa, Chordata, Actinopteri, Salmoniformes, Salmonidae. The coding region runs from base 22 to 2379 and encodes 785 amino acids. The transcript is spliced from 37 exons. The record is from RefSeq and is a predicted model, not a curated record. Gene Ontology annotation, molecular function: signaling receptor binding.